CCCGGUCCCGGUUAUCAUUUGUUUUUGUAAUUUUUCAAAAAAUUUUCGAUCAGAAUUAAAUUAAAACUUUUGAUUUUUAGAUCAAUUUGAUUAAUAAUACUGAAGCUGUGAAGCUUUCUACUCUGUCAUAAUAUCGCAUUCAAUACAUUCAAGCUUAUUUUACUCAUCAGCAGCAGUAUUGAUAAACUGACAUUUAUGCGGGUCCUCGUGAAAAAUAACCCAUGUUUAUGUGAAUGUUCGAAAAUUAAAUACUGGAUUCAAUCUUCCAAGUAUUUGUGUAUUCUUAGAUUGAUGAUAACGGUGCUCGUAUUUCAGUAGUUUCGUCAUUAAAGCACUACUUAUUUAAUCUAGAAGUCGUAGUUGUUCGUCGUGCCUCAAUUUUUUUGCCUCAGUAGUUACCCAAAAUCAGUAAAAUCGUGGUGAUUCAGGUUUUACUAUCGUACGAUAGAUCGUUGAAGUUAUCAUUAAAAACUGUACGUCGAGAAACCGAGAUAUUUAGUGUCUUAUUUGACUUUGAACCGAAGAUAAUUCUAAUUGGAAUCCUUCACGUUGGGUUAUUCAAGGUCGUCGAACGAACUAAUUUCUAGCAAAUAAUUCGAUGAUGUUAAAAACUGUACCUAAUGCAAAUUUGAAGUGAAACUUUCGACGCUUGGUUGAAUUUAUAGACAGUAUAGUUGAAUUCAAUGAUCAUACAUUUUACCCGACGAGACGAAGGAAUAUAGGAAAUUAUCGACGUUUUUUUCCUCCAAACAAGUGAAACUGCUUAGUAACUGAAUGGAAUACUAUUCGAAAUAACGUUUUGGAAAAAGCAGAAUUUGAAAUUCUAUGUGAUUCUCGAAUUGUAAUUUCUUUCGUUGGAUUCCGUUACGAUUUCGUAUUUCAUGUUUUCAAGAAUGGCUUUAAACAGUUCGAUGAAGAUGCUAUGUCGGAUGUAAAUGACUCAUUAAAGAAUAAUUUCACGCAGCGUUUCUCAAAGUUCUAAUCUUCAAGCAGUAUUUCGUCGAAUUUUUUUUGCUGAAAUCAUUCGAGUUUCAAGAUGUUUUCCAUCUUUCGAGGUCACACUCAUCUCUCGAAAAAAUUAUAUUCAAUCUAUGGCGGUAGAGUGACGAUAACCCUGCCCAAUUUACAAAGUUACGUUGAUUUUUCAACAAACACUUCUCACGCACAAAAAGGUGGCAGCUCGCGAGAUUAUUGUGAUUUUUCAAAGCAGAUGCUUCAUACUCAUAGUCAUAAUGAUAUUUUAAAACCAGUAUCUUUCAGUUUUCCAACCCACCCCGAUUUUUCUCAAAAAUCGCGUCACAAUCACGCAAAUAUUGAAACGAAAUUAUUUUCUACUUAUCAAAAACACAGCGAUUUUUCUAAAAAGUUGUCUUCCACGAGCACAGAUGAGAUGGAUCUGAUAAGCACUCUGGUUGAAGAAUGGACGAAGCGUUACGAUUCUUUGGGCGAACCCAAUGCCCAUACUGUCUGCAGUAUUUUGAGUGCUCUAUCAAGAUUUCAUGUUUUUGAUAAGAAAUGGAAUAAAAGAGAUGAGGAAAACUUUAAACUACUAAUUGUUAGAACAGUAGUAAAAGCAAAUCAAUUAUUUGACACGAAUCGUCAAUCCGUUUAUACAUUAAAACCGUGGCAAAUUGCCAAUACCUUGAACGCGCUGUCUGGAUGGAAUGUAUUUAGAAAAGAUAUCUGGAACGUUACCGUUCAAGUGCACGGUAAAGAAGUAACCGCAGUCCAGGUGUUCGAAUCUGUCAUCGUUAAACUAAUCCAUCAAGGAAACCGUUUACUAGAUCCUAGAAACAAAACAGUCGGUCAGUUCGAUUUUAAUGCUGUAGCCAACAGCUUGAAUGCUCUGUACAAAUGGCACAAGAACGAGUUGGAAGGCUCCAGAGAGUUCAUUGUUCAAUUAAUGAAACAAGGUCGUACGGCGUCUGGUGGAUUCGCUUCUACGCAGCGUAAUAUGGAAGAUGAAAAAUACAUUUGUAUGGGAGUCGCGAAAACCUUGAAAGCUAUGUCUAACUGGCACAACGAGGAAUUACAAGGAUCUAGAGAGUUUGUUACUCAAGUACUUGCGAAAGGAACUUCACUCGCUAAUAAAUGCAAUGCUGUGGAAAUCGCCCUCAGUCUGAACGCAUUAUCUAAAUGGAACAUUAAUGAUUUUCAAGAAGCCAGAAGAUUCAUUGUUCUGCUGAUCAAACGAGGAAACGCGAUUAUCGAUCAAUUCAACUGCCAAGGCAUUUCCAAUUGUUUGAACGCUUUGUGUAAAUGGAAUAUCAACGAAUUACAAGGCUCCAAAGAGUUCAUAUCUCAGUUAGUGAAACGCGGAAGUGCUACAGCCAAAGGAUUCAAUGCUCAAAACAUUUCCAAUAGUUUGAACGCGGUGUGUAAAUGGAACAUGGAUGAAAUACAAGGAAUUCGGAAAUUUAUCGUCGAGUUGGUAGAAUGCGGAAAUGUAUCAGUCAAUAUGUUUAAUUCGCAAGAAGUUUCCAAUGCUUUAAACGCGUUUUCUAAGUGGAACAUCGAUGACUUGGAAGGUGCUAAAAAAUUCAUCAAUCAGCUAAUUGAACGAGGACAUUCUACGAUCGACGGAUUCGAUUCUCAAGAAAUUGCCAACAGCUUGAAUGCUCUUUCGAAGUGGAGUAUCGAAGAGUUUCAAGGAUCCAAAGAGUUUAUCACCAGUUUAGUUCAACGAGGCAGCGCAACAAUAGGUGGGUUUCAUUCUCAAGAGAUAGCUAGCAGCUUGAACGCACUAUCCAAGUGGACAAUAGACGAGUUGCCUGGAACUACAGAAUUCAUCGUUCAGUUAUUAAAACAAGGCAGCUGUAUGGCUUUUGAAUUCAACUCUCGAGGAAUCUCAAAUUGUUUGAACGCGUUCUCCAAGUGGAAUAUCGACGAGUAUCCCGGAUCUAAAGAUUUCAUCAUUCAGUUACUCAAAAGAGGUAUUACAACGAGCGAUGAAUCUACACCUCUACAUAUAGCUAUCAGUUUGAAUGCUCUAUCUAAAUGGGAAAUUAACGAAUUACCCGGAGCUAGGAAAUUCAUAGUCGAGUUGAUACAACGAGGAAGCUCGACAGUGGGUAGAUUCGAUUCUCAGAACAUCGCCAACAGUUUGAAUGCGUUGUCCAAAUGGAAUGUAGACGAAUUCGAAGGAAGCAAGGAGUUCAUUAUGCAGCUCGUGAAACGUGGAAAUUCAAUAAUCGAUUCGUUCGAUUCUCAAGCAACCGGGAAUUGUUUAAACGCUCUUUCAAAAUGGAAUACCAACGAUUUUGAAGGAUGUGAAGAAUUCAUAGUGAAGUUGAUUGAACGUGGAAGUUUUAUAAUUGGUGGAUUUGAUCAUCAAGCCGUUGCUGCUAGUUUAAACGCAUUAUCCAAGUUGAAAGUCGAUACGUUGAAAGGAGCUAGACAGUUUGUCGAUCUAUUAGGUGAACGAGGUUGUUCAACAGUUGACCAAUUCCAGCCUCAAGAAAUCGCCAACAGUCUGAAUGCCUUGUCGAAGUGCAAUAUUAAUGAAUUCCAAGCAACUAGCGAAUUUAUUUUUCGAUUAAUAAAGCGAGGGCAUUCAACAGUCGAUAACUUCGAUUCUCAAAACAUCGCUAAUAGUCUAAAUGCACUGUCUAAAUGGCAUAUCGAUGAAUUCAAAGGAUCGAAAAAGUUCAUCGUGGAGCUAAUAAGAUGCGGAAAUUUACUCGUAAACGAAUUCACUCCUGUGCAAAUUGCAGUCACUCUGAAUGCUUUGUCGAAAUGGAACAUCGUCGGCGAUUUCUUCGAAACUAGAGAAUUCAUUGAUCUAUUAAGCGAACGAGGUUGUUCAACAGUUGACAAAUUUCAACCUCUAGAAAUCGCCAACAGCCUGAAUGCCUUGUCGAAGUGUGAUAUUAAUGAACUUCGACGAACUGGCGAAUUUAUUGUUCGAUUAAUAAAGCGAGGACAUUCGACAGUCGACAAGUUCAAUUCUAUAGACAUCACUAAUAGUUUGAAUGCGCUAUCAAAAUGGAACAUCGACGAAUUCGAAGGAUCAACAGAGUUCAUUGUGGAGCUGAUAAGAUGUGGAAAUUUACUCGUCGACGAAUUCGAUCCUCUACAAAUCUCAAUCAAUCUGAUUAGUCUAUCGAAAUGGAACAUCGACGAUUUUCAAGGAGCACCACAGUUCAUGGGUCGAUUAGUUAAACGAGAACUAGGUUGUAAACAGUUGACGAAUUCCAACCUCAAGAAAUCGACAACAGUCUGAAUGUCUUGUCUGUUUUAUUUUUAUACCUAGUGUACUUCACGUCUUGUAAGUAUGUGAAUUUCAGAACUUCGUAUCUUGUUAUUUUUUUCAAAUGUUUGUUUCGUUGUUUUUUUUUCUUCGUUGUUUAUUUUAUUGAAACCAUUCGUUUCGUUUCAAGUGGAAGAAAUUUUUUACUGUUGAAAAUUGUACGGUACCUAAUUUAUUACUAAGGAGAAUCAACCUCUGUCUUUGAGAAUAAAUUUUUUGUCUUAUAAAACUGG
This is a messenger RNA of Planococcus citri (citrus mealybug), 4482 nucleotides long. RefSeq lists its product as uncharacterized. Gene Ontology annotation, biological process: chloroplast rRNA processing; regulation of mitochondrial mRNA stability; mitochondrial RNA processing. Lineage: Eukaryota; Metazoa; Arthropoda; Insecta; Hemiptera; Pseudococcidae. Gene Ontology annotation, cellular component: ribonucleoprotein granule; mitochondrial matrix. Gene Ontology annotation, molecular function: RNA binding. The coding region runs from base 1037 to 4222 and encodes 1061 amino acids. The transcript has 7 exons. The record is from RefSeq and is a predicted model, not a curated record.